AUGCCUUGCCUGCUCUCUGAAGCUCUGGAACCCACGGAGUCUGACAGCGGGACUCCCGGGGCCUCCCUGGAUGCGGGCUCACGGAAGUCGCUCGGCAGGGAGACGGUGAGGGAGAGGCCGGCGGUCCAGGGGAUGGGCUGGUUCUUCUCCCCGCUGUGGACUCCGCGCUCCAAGUCGCGCAGCAGGAAGUUUGGAGAAAGCAUGAGGAGCGACCAGGUGGAGGCCUGGUUAGAUGACCACUCAGACUUCACCAGGGCGUACUUUCUUCGCAGAGCUUCAGCUAGUGGCGAAGGCUGCCCAUGGAUGACAGAGCUCCUGGGAGGAGGCCUACGAUGGAUGGGUUCUGUAGCGGAGCUCUGCCAGGAGGCUGUUGUGCACAUUGGGGAACUGCUGGCCCCUGAGGGCAGCUGCCUCUCCCUUGUGAGGAAAGACUGUGGUAGAAGAAGCACCUUGGAGGAGGUGGUAGCCCUGACAGCACCAGGCCACUUGAGCGAAGACAACCCGUACAGCAAUCCACAUCUGGAGCUGGUGAAGGGUAUCAUGGGAUGUGUGUUGGAGACAGGUUCACCAGUGAACCUGAGAGAUACGCCCGAGGACCCAAGAUUCAACUUAGAUAUGGAUCAAUCAUCAAAGAUCAGGAGUGUUUUGGGUGUUCCCAUCAAAAACCACUGGAGAGAGGUGGUAGGUGUAGUGGUGAUGAUCAACAAAAGAAGUGGCUACGAUGGAUCAUCUUCUGUUUUUACGAACAUGGAUGAAAAGGUGCUGUCCAAUCACAUGGAUGUGUUGGGGAUGGUACUGGAUAAUGUCCAGCUGUAUGAGAGCUCCAGACAAGAGGCUAAACGCAGCCAGGCCUUGGUAGAAAUGGCACAUGUAUUAUCAAAAGAACACCAGUCCUUUGAGGUUCUAUUGAGUAAGAUGGCUGCCACCAUCAUGCCCUUCACACAUGCUCAGUACUGCACCAUCUUCAUCCCCAGUGAGCAAACGUCAGUCACAGAAGACAAGAUUUCAUUCUCACGAGUAAUACACUUGGAGUGUGAGGAGCUCGGAUCAACUUGCCAGAUCUACAGAAGGGAGCGUGACAUCAGCGACAUAGAUCCAUCGUAUGCCUUUCAAACACUGAUGGCCAUGGAAACACUGAACAUGUCAAAGACUUCUGAGGAAUCAGUAAUGAGCCUCAUCUGCUGCCCUGUUCGAAAUGAAAGAUCUGAAAAUAUUAUUGCUGUGUGCCAGCUGAUGAACAAACAGAGCAAAGACUCAGAUGAGAUGGAAGCCUUUAACCGAUAUGAUGAGCGCCUCCUGGAAGACCUGGCGGUGUACUGUGGCCUGGCUUUACAAUACGCUCAGGCUGUCCAGAUCACAGAGGAGCGGAGGGCCAGUAUAGAGGUCACACAGGAGGUUCUUGCAUACCAUAUCACGGCAGCAGAGGAGGAAAUCCAGGCAUUGCAGGAAGCCACGAUUCCCUCUGGUGAAUCACUGAAUAUUCUGGACUUCCAUUUCUCUGGUUUUGGCCUCCCAGACGACCUGACCACUCAGGCCACCAUUCGCAUGUUCCUAGACCUCAAUUUGGUGCAGGAUUUUAACAUCGAUUACAAGAGCCUCUGCCAGUGGGUCCUGACUGUGAAACGUGGUUACAGGAACAGCGUGCCUUAUCACAACUGGAACCAUGGACUGAGCACGGCUCAAAGCAUGUUUGCGAUGCUCAUGGCCACAGGCCAACUACAGACUAUAUUUUCCCGUCUGGAGAUCCUAGCAUUGAUGAUAGCCACUCUAAAUCACGAUCUCGACCACAGGGGUGUUAAUAAUUCCUACAUAGAAAGGACUCAGCAGCCUUUAGCUCAGCUGUAUGGACACUCGUCUCUAGAGAACCACCACUACAAUUUGUGUCUCUUCAUCCUAAACAACACCGGGAGUCAGAUUCUCAGCGGUCUGUCUCCAGAAGACCACAAAACUGUACUACACUUGAUCAAAAGGGCAAUCCUCGCCACUGACCUGACCGUCUACAUGGAGAGAAGAAAAGAAUUCUUCAGUCUUGCCAAGAAAAAGAGAGUGAGCUGGAAGAGCGAGAAACAGCGAGAUCUGCUGAGAUCGAUGUUGAUGACAGCAAGUGACCUGUCUGCUAUUACAAAGCCCUGGCCUGAACAAAGACGGAUUGCCAGCCUGGUUGCCAAAGAGUUAUUUGCACAAGGGGAUAAAGAGAGGGAGCAAUUCAAAACUGAGCCCAUAGACGUGAUGAACAGAGAAAACAGCACUCGACUGCCAAACAUGCAAGUUGAAUACAUUGAUGAGAUCUGCUAUCCGCUCUACAAGACUGUCUCGGGACUCUUCAACAGCUGCUCUCCGUUGCUGAGUGGUUGUAAGAAGAACAGAGAAAACUGGCUGCAGCUCGCUGAGGAGGCAGAAGAAGAAAACAACGAAAACAGCAGUACUGUAACCUUGGAGACACAUAAAAGCAUUGAUGAAGAGACCCAGACUGAGGAAUAAAGACUGGACAGAAGAUGAAGACAAUGACUUUGGGAGCAAAAAGAAAUCUCAUGCUGCACCUCAUCCUCUCCUGGACACAUCUUAACUAAACUAUGAUCUGAUGCCUACACAGCAGAACUUGGAUGAAGAAAAUCGUUAAUGGGUUAUACAGUAAUCUUGACUAAUAACAAUGCAGUUAUGUCUCAAACAACUUAGAUAAUGGUCACUGAAACUAUGAACGUCUGCUAAAUUAAUUAAAUAAUUUUUAUACCAUAUCUGUACUUUUAUCUAUGAAACACUUUGUUUUGCAAGUUCAUUUCCAGAUUUGCGAAUGAACACCAAGCUUUUGAAAUGUUUGUAGAUUUUAAAACAUAGAAAAAUUUUCCCUGAAUCCUUACGUUAUUAAAUUAGUAGUUAUUUUGAGAUGUUUUAUUCACCUUUUGAUGCACUCUGAGAUUAGAUUUGACAAAUGUGUUGUUUUUAUAUAUAUAUAUACAUUUUUAAAAUUAUGAUUACUAUUGAUAUCUUCUACUAUGUAAUCAGCAAUUACAGCCUAAAUACUUAUAAAGCCUGGCCACAAGUCAUUGCUGGU
Messenger RNA from Acanthochromis polyacanthus (spiny chromis), 3052 nucleotides. It is a transcript of the gene pde5aa, whose product is annotated as phosphodiesterase 5A, cGMP-specific, a. The coding region runs from base 1 to 2481 and encodes 826 amino acids. The record is from RefSeq and is a predicted model, not a curated record. Gene Ontology annotation, biological process: signal transduction. The transcript is spliced from 20 exons. Lineage: Eukaryota; Metazoa; Chordata; Actinopteri; Pomacentridae. Gene Ontology annotation, molecular function: protein binding; 3',5'-cyclic-GMP phosphodiesterase activity.